AUGCGACUUCAUUCAAAGAAGCGUGUAGUGCUGCUAUUGCUGUUCCUAUUGGGGGGCAUCUACAUCGUACGGCGUUCAGACUCAAACAACAAUGAUCUGAUUAAGUCAAAGGAGCCAGUGUUAAUGAAUGUAGAACAGAAGGCAGAAAGGACGGCCAAUACGGAGCCAUGGUUGCAACAGGGUCUGCCUUUCAAUGUGACCUAUCAAGUGCUUGCAGGUGUACCAUUCACUCAGUCCAGGUAUCUAUGUAUUGGACUGUCGUCAAUCAAAAGGAAGAAGGACAACUAUCUGAUAGCCACGUUAGUGUCCCUCUUUUCCCAGUCAUCUCCUCAAGAACAUUCCUCCAUGGUGGUUGUAGUACUGCUCGCAGAUUUAGAUGUCAGCUGGCGGAUGAAGAUGGUGACUAAGAUCAAAUCAGAAUUCUCCUCAAUGCUCCAGCAAGGUCACCUGUUGGUCAUUCACGUUCCUGAGGAUUGUUAUCCACCUACUAAAGGUCUAAAGAGGAACUACAAUGAUUCUCCAGAAAGAGUAUCGUACCGCUCCAAGCAGAACCUGGAUUAUGCUUUCCUAGUGCACUUCAGCACACGCCUUGGCAAAUACUACCUUCAACUGGAGGAUGACGUCUCCGCCGCAAAGAAUUUCCCCACUACUAUAAAGAAUUAUGUUGAGAUGCAAGAAGCCAAGAAGAAAAGCUGGGCAAUGUUGGAGUUCUCCAGUCUUGGCUACAUUGGAAAACUCUACAACUCUGCUCACCUCCCUCUGUUGGCGCGUUUUCUCUUUCUGUUCUAUCAAGAAAUGCCUUGCGACUGGUUGAUGUCUCACUUUCGAGUGCUUCUGACUCAGAAGGAGCCCAUCCAUUUUAAGCCUUCAUUGUUCCAGCAUAUGGGAUUUUUCUCAUCUUUCCAAGGGACUCGCAACCACCUCAAAGAUCAGGAUUUUGAGGAGAGUGUCUACUCCAAUCCUCCAGCUGAGGUCUUUUCCAACAUGUCUCCCUAUAAGGACCACGUUCCCCAACUGGCCUGGGAAGCUGGGAGAGGAUUCUUCUGGGGCCGCACCCCAAAGAAAGGCAACUACUUGACUGUAGUGUUCACAAACCCUGACUUGGUCACGGGAAUAACUGUUGAGACAGGGUUAGAUGGGAAAGACACUCUGGCCUCAGCACAGGUUGAAAUAGGACAUGGUGUCAUAUCCACUGCAAAAGAAAAAACCUGCAGGGAUUUCAUUUUAUUGGGCUCUUUAGAGAAUGGGCGGUUUGUGAAGCACGAGCUAGACAAACUAAAUGCCUCUGCCUCCUCUUGUUUGAAGAUACAAGUCACGGCUGAGCAGAAGGGGUGGGUGAUCAUUAGAAAAAUCAGGAUCUCAACAAAACCCAGCUCAUUUACACAGCACGCACUGAUGUGA
Messenger RNA from Nerophis lumbriciformis (worm pipefish), 1401 nucleotides. The record is from RefSeq and is a predicted model, not a curated record. NCBI's taxonomy places the organism in Eukaryota, Metazoa, Chordata, Actinopteri, Syngnathiformes, Syngnathidae.